Camarhynchus parvulus is the source of this 1098-nucleotide messenger RNA. It is a transcript of the gene HORMAD2, whose product is annotated as HORMA domain containing 2. Bases 1 to 1098 code for a protein of 365 amino acids. The record is from RefSeq and is a predicted model, not a curated record. The transcript has 12 exons. NCBI's taxonomy places the organism in Eukaryota, Metazoa, Chordata, Aves, Passeriformes, Thraupidae.
AUGGCUGCUCAGCAGCUACUCAAGCAAAAGAAAAAGCCCUCUAAGGAGGCAGUGCUGUUCCCUGAGAGCAUCACCACAGAGCAGCAGUCCCUGGUGCUGGUGAAAAGGCUCCUGGCCAUCUCUGUGUCCUGCAUAACCUACAUGAGGGGGCUGUUCCCAGAGAGCUCCUAUGGCACUCGUUAUCUGGAUGACCUCUGUCUAAAAAUUCUCCGAGAAGAUAAAAGCUGUCUGGGAUCAUUGCAGAUAGUCAAGUGGAUUCAAGGUUGUUUUGAUGCUUUGGAGAAGCAGUAUCUACACGUGGCUGUCCUUGCAAUUUACACCAAUCCCGAGACAGUCACUGAAAUGUAUCAAUUCAAAUUCAAGUACAAAAACAAGGUGCCCCAGAUGGACAUCAGCAGCAACCACAGGGAGUUUGUGGCUGGGCUGUGCAGCAAGGAUGUCAAACAUGCCAGCAGGCUCCUGCUCAGGACCCUGUACCUGCUCAUGCAGGACCUGGGGCCACUGCCCAAUGACAUCACCCUGAGCAUGAAACUCCUCUACUACAACCAUGUCACUCCCAAGGAUUACCAGCCCCCUGGCUUCAAGGAAGAUGACAGCCCUGGUGACCUCUUGUUUGCUGGGGAUCCCAUCAACCUGAAAGUGGGCUCAGUCUCCACUGAUUUCCACCUCAUGAAAGUCAGAGUAACAACUGAGAAGAAGAGGGUGAAGAAGGCUGACAGCAACCUGAUCCAGAAGAAUGGCCCUACUGAGAUCUCCCACCAAGGGCUGGACUGUGAGGAAGAUGAGGAGGAGGAGGAGUGCACAAAGAAUCACCCUUGCCCUGUCAGAGCAGAUUCAAAUGAGCAUGAAGGGGACAGAAGUGACACCCAUCCAGGCAGAAAAACAGAAGCAUCUUCUUUAUGCCUUGAAGAUAAAGGUAAAUGCCCAAAGAGAGGAAUCAAGGAGACAGACAGGAUGCCUUGCUCAAGGGCGUGUCAGGAGAUAAACCUCCUGAACCUUGCCUUCAGCCAGGAAGAGGUAAUAGGACCUGAGAAGAAAAGGAAGGUCAGUGAACCAGAGAAGCUGCCUCUGAAUGGCAGGAGAUUAUGUUCGUUCUGA